UCUAGUCAAGUUAGUUAGGCUUUGCAGUCGGUAACAAAACAGUUGAGCUUUCUUCCUCAUUCAGUCGUUUCCACUCGUUCAGCUGGGAACAGAUAAAUCGCAACCAUGACCAAGGACCCAAAUAAGCCGAGGGGUAAGACUUCAUCUUACGCGUUCUUUGUGGCAACCUGCCGCGAGGAGCACAAAAAGAAACACCCAGGGACCAGUGUGGGCUUCGCUGAGUUCUCCAAGAAAUGCUCUGAAAGAUGGAAGACCAUGUCAGCCAAGGAAAAGGUGAAGUUUGAAGAUAUGGCGAAGACCGACAAGGUCCGGUAUGACAGAGAGAUGAAAACAUACAUUCCUCCUAAGGGCGCCAAGAAGGGCAAGAAGAAGAAGGACCCCAACGCCCCAAAAAGGCCACCCUCUGCCUUCUUCGUCUUCUGCUCUGACCACCGCCCAAGGAUCAAGGAGGAGCACCCAGGUAUCUCCAUCGGUGACAUCGCCAAGAAGCUUGGCGAGCUGUGGUCCACACAGGGUUCUAAAGACAAGGCUCCUUAUGAGGCGAAGGCAGCCAAACUGAAGGAAAAAUACGAGAAGGAUGUCGCUGCCUACAGAGCUAAGAGUGGUAUGGGGAAGAGCGACGCUGGGAAGAAGGGUGGACCUGGCAGGCCCGCUGCCAAGAAAGCAGAACCAGUUGAUGAUGACGACGACGAUGAUGACGAUGACGAUGAGGAGGAAGACGAUGACGACGACGAUGAGGAUGAUGACUAAUUGGUUUAUGUGUUAAGGAUGUGAAGUUUGCAAUGCAUUGUUCAGCUAAACUCCUGUUUGUUUUUUGUGUGGAUGAUUCCAACAGUAUAGCCUGCUGUCCCUGUUGGUCUGCCUCUGUAGGAUCAGACCUAUAUUCCUUUUCAAAUUCAGGGAUUUAGUUUUUAUUUUCUCACUUAGUCCCCCCCUAUAAAGACAGUCUUUCUGCUAAACUGAUGGUUUGUCACAUCUUAGCGCCUCUUUGCUAUGUAAGUGGGCACUCUUAUGGAUUUUCUGUACCAAACUGAUAUUACAGUGGACUAAAAACAUCUGUGCAGGCAAUGUACAGCAGCAAAUCAGUCAAGUUUUAAAGAAUUUAUUUGUUUCUGGAAGCACUGCUUAUGUUCUGUUCAGUGGUGCUGUUUCUUCAGUCAUUUUACCACCGGGAUUUAUCUGUAGUUUAAAAUGUUUGCAGCCAUUUUUAAUGUGGAACUUUCAUGUAGAACGAAUUUUUUUUUGUAAUAAAAUUUUGUAUAUUGAUUAUAA
This is a messenger RNA of Scomber japonicus (chub mackerel), 1272 nucleotides long. It is a transcript of the gene hmgb2a, whose product is annotated as high mobility group box 2a. NCBI's taxonomy places the organism in Eukaryota, Metazoa, Chordata, Actinopteri, Scombriformes, Scombridae. The transcript is spliced from 5 exons. Gene Ontology annotation, biological process: regulation of transcription by RNA polymerase II. Bases 106 to 750 code for a protein of 214 amino acids. Gene Ontology annotation, molecular function: DNA binding, bending. Gene Ontology annotation, cellular component: nucleus. The record is from RefSeq and is a predicted model, not a curated record.